Messenger RNA from Rhododendron vialii, 2074 nucleotides. RefSeq names its product sugar carrier protein C-like. Gene Ontology annotation, cellular component: membrane. The record is from RefSeq and is a predicted model, not a curated record. Lineage: Eukaryota; Viridiplantae; Streptophyta; Magnoliopsida; Ericales; Ericaceae. Gene Ontology annotation, biological process: monosaccharide transmembrane transport. The transcript has 4 exons. Gene Ontology annotation, molecular function: monosaccharide transmembrane transporter activity. The coding region runs from base 217 to 1785 and encodes 522 amino acids.
CGACUUCUACUUCCCAUACCCAUCCACCCCUCUAUAUUCUAGUCAACACCUCUCUCUCUCUCUCUCUCUCUCUCCAAAUGUAUAGCAAGUACUAUACAUAACUCCUUCCCUGUUUCUAGUCUGUUUGCUCCUCCACCGUGACUCUUCACAACCCCUCUCUCUCUCUCUCUCUCCCUCUCCAGAAACUAGUGAAAUCACAAGAACAGAGAACCAAACAUGGCUGGUGGUUUUGGACCCGGUCAGGGUACCGGAAAGGCGUAUCCAGGCAAUCUCACUCUGUAUGUCACUGUCACGUGUAUGGUUGCGGCCAUGGGCGGCCUGAUCUUCGGUUACGAUAUCGGAAUCUCAGGUGGAGUGACAACGAUGGACUCGUUUCUGAAGAAAUUCUUUCCGGCGGUGUACAGGAAGGAAAAGGCGGACAGUUCGACGAACCAGUACUGCAAGUUCGACAGCCAGACGCUGACCAUGUUCACGUCGUCUCUGUACUUGGCUGCUCUGCUCUCGUCCAUUGUCGCGUCGACGGUGACGAGGAUUUUUGGCCGGAAACUGUCGAUGCUCUUUGGCGGAGUCCUGUUUUUAGCCGGAGCUCUAAUCAAUGGGCUCGCUCAGGCUGUGUGGAUGCUUAUUCUCGGCCGUAUUUUGCUCGGUUUCGGCAUUGGGUUUGCCAAUCAGUCUGUGCCCCUAUACCUCUCAGAAAUGGCCCCGUACAAGUACAGAGGAGCACUCAACAUAGGCUUUCAACUCUCGAUCACAAUCGGCAUACUAGUAGCCAAUGUGCUCAACUACUUCUUUGCCAAGAUCAAAGGUGGUUGGGGAUGGCGUUUGAGCUUGGGUGGAGCCAUGGUCCCUGCCCUAAUCAUCACCAUCGGGUCGUUGGUCCUCCCGGAAACACCCAACUCGUUGAUCGAACGCGGCAAGGGCGAGGAAGCGAAGUCAAAGCUCAAACAAAUCCGCGGGGUUGACGACGUGGACGAGGAGUUCAGCGAUCUUGUGGCGGCGAGCGAGGCGUCCAAGAUGGUGGAGCACCCGUGGGCCAAUCUGUUGCAAAAGAAGUACAGGCCACAGCUCACAAUGGCUAUCUUGAUUCCCUGCUUCCAGCAAUUGACCGGCAUUAACGUGAUCAUGUUUUACGCACCCGUCUUGUUCAAAACGAUUGGGUUCGGAAGCGAUGCUUCCCUUAUGUCUGCGGUGAUCACCGGUGUUGUCAAUGUGGGUGCGACGGUUGUUUCGAUUUAUGGUGUUGAUAAGUGGGGGAGAAGGUUUUUGUUCCUUCAGGGUGGCACUCAGAUGCUUAUUUGCCAGAUUGUAGUAGCAGCCUGCAUUGGUGCCAAAUUCGGAAUCCAAGGGGAUCCCGGAAACCUACCGAAGUGGUACGCGAUUGUAGUGGUACUCUUCAUCUGCAUAUAUGUAGCGGGAUUUGCCUGGUCAUGGGGACCCCUAGGCUGGUUGGUCCCUAGUGAGAUCUUCCCUCUGGAAAUCCGAUCGGCUGCUCAGAGUAUUAAUGUGUCGGUCAACAUGAUCUUCACGUUCAUCAUCGCGCAAAUCUUCCUAAACAUGCUCUGCCACCUCAAGUUCGGUCUCUUCCUCUUCUUCGCGUUCUGGGUGGUGAUAAUGACCAUUUUCAUCUUCUUCUUCUUGCCCGAGACCAAGAACAUUCCGAUCGAGGAAAUGGUGAUUAUCUGGAAGGAACACUGGUUCUGGUCCCGGUACAUGGUUGAUGUCGAUUAUCCGGGUCAUGGAGCCGUCGAGAUGGGAAACGGCCGCCAUGGGCCUAAAAGCGUUUGAUAUUUUACCGCGGGUUUAUAUUGUUGCGGUACUUACAGGAUUUGCUAAGGGGAGGGGGAUUAAUUCGAAUUCGCCCGUGUUUGUUCUGUUGAUUUUCGAAAUGACUCUUUGGUGGCUUCAUUUAUCUUAUAGAUGGAUCUGUUCUUGUGUUUUACUACAACUUGUCUAGUAGUACAUGAUAUUUGGUUUCAGUGUCAAAGAAUUAUGAAAUGGUGGAUUUUGUGCUGAAUUUUUGUUCAAAAUACAGCCUAUGGUGCUAAAUACAAGGACUGUAGUGUGAUUUGAUAAA